Messenger RNA from Thunnus maccoyii (southern bluefin tuna), 1724 nucleotides. It is a transcript of the gene tyw3, whose product is annotated as tRNA-yW synthesizing protein 3 homolog (S. cerevisiae). Bases 215 to 1030 code for a protein of 271 amino acids. NCBI's taxonomy places the organism in Eukaryota, Metazoa, Chordata, Actinopteri, Scombriformes, Scombridae. The transcript has 6 exons. Gene Ontology annotation, cellular component: cytoplasm. Gene Ontology annotation, molecular function: tRNA methyltransferase activity. Gene Ontology annotation, biological process: tRNA methylation. The record is from RefSeq and is a predicted model, not a curated record.
GAGUCAUAACUCGGCCACUAACAGAAGUAGAAGAAGACUGUGAACUGUCAGAGUCAAGCUAGCUAACAUUUAUAGAGUAGAGAUUGUUUCAAGCCCGUUUCAAAGUUUCCCGCUUGUAUAUCUAACCUCUUUAUUCCUUGCUGCUCUGUCCAUUCACAUUACGGGAAAAACAGAGUGACGCAGUAUCGCCUGUAGCCACAUUAAAUGAGACGUCAUGGAGAAAAACUUCAGUCAGUGGAAGAAGCAGUGCCUGAACAAGCUGGACCUGAGUAAGAAAGGCAGUGUGGAUGAAGAUAUUGUGCAUGUGGUGUCUCUGCUCAACAGCUGUGAGGAGUACUUCACCACCAGCUCCUGCUCCGGCCGAGUCAUCCUCACUGACGGGGCUCCAGAGAGCAGUGCUGUCCAGAAACAGAACUGUGUCUGGCUGUUUGUCUCACAUCAUAAAUGCAAAUGUGACGACCUGAUGUCUGCUCUAGCCAGGUCCAGUGGAGAUGCUGUGUUGAAGUUUGAGCCCUUCGUGCUCCAUGUUCAGUGUCGGAGGCUGGAAGAUGCUCAGCUGAUGCACUCAGUGGCCGUCAACUCAGGCUUCAGGAACUCUGGUCUCACCGCCAGCAAGACAGGAAAGAUCAUCACGGCAGUCCGUAGCACCCAUGGCCUGGAGGUUCCUCUCAGUCAACAAGGAAGGCUCCUGGUAGACCACAACUACAUCAAUUUCCUAACUCAGAUAGCCAAUCAGAAGAUGGAAGAGAACCUCAGACGGAUCCACAGGUUCUACCAGAACCUCCAGUCUGCUCUGACUGCAGAGAAACUACAAAAACUACAAAUCCCAGAUCCUCCCAGCUCACAGGAACUUAAAGAUCACUCUCAGAGACUGGAAACAGAAAAGGGGGAGGAGGAGGAGAAGAGGAGCAAAUCAAGUGUGUACAAACGGAGGCGGAAACGAGGACAGCAACAUCAGACUGACGUUUGCCGUAGUGACAGAGACAGCAGUGUGCCAGAGCUGGAUGAUUGUCUGGAUCUGUUUACAUGAACUAGUGGCUCUGGAGCUCUGCACAUGCACUGACAUGCUCAGUGUGACACUGAAUGGAUGAUAAUGUUUCUUUGAUCGAGUGCAGGGCGAAUUGUGUAAAAUGUCUUCGUCUUGAAAAUCAAGGUCACUUUUAGUCAAAAAGUGAUUCUAGCACUGUGUCCCAAAUCUAGACUGCACACUAAUUGUGAGCGGGUGAGUAUGUAUUGUGUUUAUACAGGAAAAUUGACAGAAUUCAGUAUACUCAAACCAGACACUGCAUACUAAAUAUGGUCAGUUUUUGAAUCCCACAAUGCAGCACAGUGGAAACAGAUGAAGGGAAAAACUGUACACGUAGAAGGCAGCAUUACACACCUCAUAGUGUUCAACAUGCUGGAAUCUCAUCACAAUAAAAAUGGAGGAGGGAACAGCUGGACAAAAUGGCAGCAGCUCUUUCCAUUUUCAAAUGAGCUGUUGUCUGAGGUCACAGAUGAUUUUUUUUGGGUCUUUUUUUUCUUUUUCACAGGAGGCUUUGUGUCAUUUUUGUUCAGCAUGAGACCUUUUGUAGGCUUCAUUAGGUGUAUGCUAACUGCAAUGACAUGUAGUAUGGAUUUGGGACUUGGCAUAGGUAUCUCCUGGAUAUCUUUAGGGCUGCAACUAAUGAUUAUUUUCAUUGUUGAUUAAUGUGUUUAUUAUUUUCUAAUUUAGUUGUUUGGUC